ACACCUCAACAUCCGACGCAGAUACAAAUAUUAUUUGAAAUAUUGUUACUUAACGUCUAGUUUCCCUUGUAAUAAGAUAUCAUGGGUAUAAUUUGUCAAAUCCUAUUUCACAACAACGUGCACGGAGUCUUCUAUGCGGGCCAAACCAUUUCUGGUCAAGUGACUAUAUCUACAGAUAAGGUUUACCAAAUAAAAGCCAUUCGCCUUAAGAUUAAGGGUUACGCAGAAACCCAUUGGACGGAAAGUAAAACGGAUUCCAACAACAAAUCGACUUCCGAGUCGUAUAAUGGCUUUGAGAAGUACCUUUCCAGCAAAGUUUAUUUAAUGGGUUCAAGCACAAGUAACGAAAUGUCUUUGACACCUGGUACCUACACCUUUAACUUUGCCCGCGAAAUCCCUCUCCAUUGCCCUUCAUCUUUCGAGGGGACCCACGGGCGUAUACGUUAUGCGGUCGAUGUGAAUAUGGUUCAGCCCUGGAAGUACGACAGUCACUUCGCAAGACCGUUCACUGUAGUUCAAGUGAUGAACUUGCAUACUUACGAGUCGGUUUCAAAGAUUCCCGUGAUGGCCAAGAGUGAGAAGACCUUUGGUGUGUGGCCUUUCCGUUCGGACCCUUUGAGCUUGGAGCUAACCCUGCCUCAGAACGGUUUUGUUCCUGGCCAAGUGGUGCCCGUGAGGGUUUUAGUGGGUAACGAAAGCAAAAUCAAGGUUCAUGAGCUUAAAGUCAGCCUGGCCAUGAUGAUUACCUACUACAGUGACUUAAGCAGUGGCACUAACUCUGAGAGAUGGUCUGUGGUUAAAAUGAAAUCCGAUGGAGUGAUGAGAAAUUCUCGGAGACUGUAUGAUUUUCAGUUGCUAGUGCCCUCCACUCCGCCAACGUGCUAUGACUUGUGUCGCAUUAUUAAAAUUGGUUACCAGAUCGAAGUUGUGGCAAAGGUUAAGGGAAUGCACAUUAAUGGCACACUUGUGAUGCCGGUUACCAUUUGUGGCGUGCCCAUUACGCCACAAAUGCCACAAAAUCUUCCAGUCACCCCAACAGCUCCCCAGGCUCCAGAUGAAAGGGCUUUGGUUUUGCUGGAGAAUGAGGGCGCUUGUGCACCAGCUGCUCCUGCUUAUCCUUGGGCAGAGGAUGGUUCCAUGGCCCCACCCAGUUAUGCGGAGGCCAUGCACUUACAACCACUUCCGGACAAAUCAAAGGAAAAACAGCUACCGGAUGGAGCUUUGGCGGAUAAACCCUAUAAGCCUUUAUAUCCCGUAUUUAAUGUCCCGACAAUAGCCCAGGAAACGAAGGACAAACAAUCUGGCUUAGACAAAGAGGAAAACAAAUGAGACAGGCUCACAGACGCACCAAGAAAUUUAAGGCACUGUUCUUUGAUCCUUCUAGGAUCCAAUGGGUUCGCGUAAACCUAUACCAGGGUUCUACUGCCCCUUUUUAGCGGCAGCUGGGGAGGUCUUUGUAUACUUUAUAUUGCUGUGUCGGCGAUAAGAUAAAAAUUGGCCCAGCCAUCGCCGCGAAUAAAAGAACAUAUAGACCCAGCA
Molecule: messenger RNA, 1539 nt
Organism: Drosophila bipectinata
Lineage: Eukaryota; Metazoa; Arthropoda; Insecta; Diptera; Drosophilidae
Product: arrestin domain-containing protein 2
Biological process (GO): protein transport
Cellular component (GO): cytoplasm
Source: RefSeq, a predicted model, not a curated record